Pygocentrus nattereri (red-bellied piranha) is the source of this 901-nucleotide messenger RNA. RefSeq names its product CD276 antigen homolog. The transcript is spliced from 3 exons. Bases 205 to 660 code for a protein of 151 amino acids. The record is from RefSeq and is a predicted model, not a curated record. NCBI's taxonomy places the organism in Eukaryota, Metazoa, Chordata, Actinopteri, Characiformes, Serrasalmidae. Gene Ontology annotation, cellular component: external side of plasma membrane. Gene Ontology annotation, biological process: positive regulation of T cell proliferation; negative regulation of T cell proliferation; cell surface receptor signaling pathway.
AAUGGAAUCAUCAGCCUAUGCAGAACCUGUUUCUGCAAGCGCUUUGAGCAUCUAAGCAGAAGCACAGCAGGGACAGGAACAGCCGUAUGUUAGCGGCAGGCUCCGUGUAUUUCUGCCGGCUUCUGUGGCACAAAACAAGUUUUCCUCUCUUUGUUUUCUGACUUUUUCCUCAAAUGUUGUUUGCUUUUAGUGUUCCUGCUGCUGAUGCAGAAAGUUUCCCUGCUGGAGAUUGAAGGUUUGGUGGGCGACACCGUCAUCUUGCCAUGCCUUAGCAGUGGUAAAGAGCUGCCAAAUAAAGUCACCGUAUUCUGGAGAUUCAGAGACAGCGGCACCGUGUACAACAUCAUCGACAGCAGAGCGUCGCUGGAUGACCAGGAUGCGCCGUUCAGAGGCCGAGUUGACAGCUUUCCAGACGAGUGGACUAAAGGAAACUUCUCCAUCAAACUCAGCGGUGUGAAGAAGACGGAUGGAGGAAUGUACACUUGCCUCAUUCUUGAAGUCAACAUUCAAACAACAGUAUACCUGACUGUUAAUGAGACACUGAGACCUUCUGCAGCACCAUCUGAGAUGAAGAGCGCAAACGUUCAAAUGAGACCAGACAACCUUCUGCUUUUUUCCACACUUCUGUUGGUGUUUAUUUUUUUGUACUUUUUUUCUUAAAUAUAACAGUUUGUCCUUGCAUUAAAAAAAAAGCUGUAAAAUGAUCCAAAAUGCACACUGCACACAAAUUAAGCAUUAAUUAUUAAUUAAACAUUAAUUUAAUUUCAAUAAAACAACAGAUUUUGUGUGUUUUCUGUGUUUGCUGGUCAUGUAGUUAGCGUAUUUGAGUUCCAUUCAAAAUGAGCUAAUAUUGUCUCUUCUGUAACAGUCACUAAUGAGACAUUUGGUAAAGCUUUUGUUU